Chelonoidis abingdonii (Abingdon island giant tortoise) is the source of this 5168-nucleotide messenger RNA. It is a transcript of the gene ATE1, whose product is annotated as arginyltransferase 1. Gene Ontology annotation, biological process: protein arginylation. Lineage: Eukaryota; Metazoa; Chordata; Testudines; Testudinidae. Gene Ontology annotation, molecular function: arginyl-tRNA--protein transferase activity. The record is from RefSeq and is a predicted model, not a curated record. Gene Ontology annotation, cellular component: cytoplasm.
UGCCUGCUCCUUCAUGGUGCCUGGGCAGAGGUACAGCCCGCCCAACACAGGGGGGGCAUCCCGACCACCACCGGGUUGUGCCGGAGGCCUGACAUACCGCUGGGAAACUGGGACCCCGUGAGCCACCUCCGUUCUCCUCGAGGAAAGCUCCCGUGCCCUUAGUAAAGAUGGCGGAGUUAAUGACCGUGUUCCUUCCUAUGGUGACGCAACCAAUCCGGGCUUGCCCAUAACCAAAAUGGCGGCGACGGCUGCUUCCGGGUUUCCCGGGGUCGCUGGUAGGGUUCCAGGCCCGGCGCUACCCUGAGUUGGUGGGUCAGUGCGGACCGUGGGGAAGAUGGCGGCGGCCGACCGCUCCUCGAGCAUCGUGGAGUACUUCGGGGGAGAGGCCGGCUACCGCUGCGGCUACUGCAAGAACGUGACUGGCAACCUCUCCCACGGCAUGUGGGCACAUUCAAUGACCGUUCAAGAUUACCAGGAUCUUAUAGACAGAGGAUGGCGAAGAAGUGGGAAGUAUGUCUACAAGCCCAUUAUGAAUCAAACGUGUUGUCCUCAGUAUACAAUAAGAUGUCGACCUUUACAUUUUCAACCUUCCAAAUCUCACAAGAAAGUUCUAAAGAAAAUGUUGAAAUUUCUUGCUAAAGGGGAUUCUUCCAAAGUGGCUGGUGAUGUUACAGAAGAACCUAUGGAUUCCCACAGAGAGGAUGCUGUUGCUUGCAGUUUUGUAUUAAAAAAUGAAUCUGACAUCAGUCAAUCUGAACUGAAACCUCUGAGUGUGGAGGAGACGGAGGGGGUGGAGACUGAAGAUAAUAACGAGGAGGAGGAAAUGAAAAAAGAAGUAACUAUGAAGAAAGUGGAGUCAGAGCCUCCCCAGAUAUGUGUAGAUAAAGACAGUGCAGGAUCUGGUGAACGAUCAGAUUCAGCUAAACUUGUUCAUACAACAACCAAACCAGGAAAAGGGGCUGAUUUGAGCAAGCCGCCCUGUCGAAAAGCUAAGGACAUUCGGAAGGAAAGAAAAUUGCACAAGCUUCUUCAGAACCAGUCACACACACUUGAAGGCUCUCCAAGUCAAGUGGAACCUCAGGUUUUACUCUCUCAAAACUCUAAAUCUAAAGCGAAUCAGCCUAAGGCUAUUGAAGACUUCAUUUUUGUCCCCUUACCUGAUGAUGCCACACAUCAGUUAGAGGUGAGGGUAGUGAGAUCAUCUCCACCAAGUUGCCAGUUCAAAGCCACAUUUCAGGAAUCUUACCAGGUCUAUAAACGUUACCAGAUGGCUAUUCACAAGGACCCACCUGAUAAACCAACCAUAAGUCAGUUCACAAGAUUCCUCUGCGAUUCUCCACUUGAGGCAGAGAAUCCUCCCAGUGGUCCCGAUUGUGGUUAUGGUUCUUUUCACCAGCAGUAUUGGCUAGAUGGGAAGAUAAUUGCUGUGGGUGUAAUUGAUGUUCUUCCAUACUGUGUGUCCUCUGUGUAUCUGUACUAUGAUCCUGACUAUACCUUCCUAUCUUUGGGAGUCUACUCUGCAUUAAGGGAAAUUGCUUUCACGAGGCAACUUCAUGAAAAAGCUUCUGAGCUGUGCUAUUACUAUAUGGGUUUCUACAUUCAUUCAUGUCCUAAAAUGAGAUAUAAGGGUCAGUAUAGGCCAUCUGACUUAUUGUGUCCAGAGACAUAUGUCUGGGUACCUAUUGAGCAGUGUCUACCUACACUUGAGCACUCUAAAUAUUGUCGCUUCAACCAGGACUUAAAAGCAGUUGAUGAAGGUUGUAUUAAAGAGCUGGGCCGAGUUCAGGUUCUUCACAAGAGAACUGUAAUGCCUUACAGCAUGUAUAAGAAAAGACGGAAGGGGCCAAGCGAUGAAGCCAGCGUUCAGCAGUAUGCAAGUUUGGUGGGACAGACAUGUUCAGAAAGGAUGUUGUUGUUUAGAAGUUGAAGAGUUAUUAAAUGGCUCUUCUAUGCCACUAUAUUUUAUUGCACUGCUGUUGGAUGAUAAAUAAUACAGUUCUGUAUGACUAUUAAAAUAGAGCAGUAUAAAAUAUAAGUAUCUGUAAUAGGCUAUUGUGAAUACAUGCUAGUAUACUUACAAGCAAAAUCCGUUAACACUUCAAAUGAUUUACAGCAGGGCUUCAGCAAUAUGUAGAGUGUCUUAGCUAAACUUGCUUGCAGGAAUUUUUUAAAAUUAGGUACUUUUGGCCUUUCUUUGCAUUCUGAAUACCUUAAAGUACCCAAGUGAACUGAAUACCAAAUUAUUAUUUUUUUCUGUAGAGGCAAAGGUUAACUGUAACUCUCUCCCAGAUGAACAAUACAUCUAUUAGAAAAUCUCUCAUAUGACUCCCUGGAAAUCUGUGAUAAAAAUUGUGGAAGUUGUAGUGAAAUGUGUGUAACUCUUAGGUUUGUACAUGAACUAAUGCAAGAGACUUGAAGUGUGCAGUUACUUAAUACAGAAUGCUGCACUAUUAUAUCAUAGUUUAUUACCAUGUAAUGUAAAUAUAUACGGGGGCUCAUAAUUUCACUGGAACCAUUUUAUGUUAUUUUUAAAUAAUGUGUAUUACAGUGACGGAGAUCACACUGAACUUGGAAAUUAGAUUGAUUUCUCAAUGAAAAGGGUGAUAAAGUUUUGGAAAGCUUUCCCCUUUAGAGAUAAAACUGAGUAGUUCCGUUAUAAAAUUACCAAAGAGAUACCGCUAAGUGAUACAGUGAGUAAAUACACUAGCCUUAUACUUCUGAAAAGGGUUCAUAUCGGAAUGUGGAUCACAUGUGUAAAUGAGUAUGGUAGUUAGCUCAUGUGUACAUAUUACAAAACCAUACUCAAAAAACACCCAGGCCUUGACGUGAAGUACCACUGCUAUUCCGCACUGAGGUUCAUUUGAAGAAUUGUGUGGGGAAGCUUGCACAGCACCUACCUAUUCUCUACGCCUUAUAGCUGAGAGUGUUAGCAUCCCUGGCUUUCAUUUACACUGCAGCCACUCAUAGGAUGACACAUUUCAUUUUAUUUUUGAAUACAUAUUUGUACUAGUUUAAAAAUUCAAGAGGUUAUGUUGCUUUAUUAUAAGCACUAUAUUAUCUCAUAUAUUUGAAUAUUAAGUGUGCUCUUUUGCCAUCUUUGUGUCAGUAUCUGCUGAUAGAACCCAGUUUUUAGAUAGUUCAUCAAUAGAUUGCAAUAUCAUAUUGCAAUAUCAUUAUCAUAUUGUUAAUGUUUUUGCUAAAGGAAUCAGUACUUAAACUGAAUCAGUUUGAAGUUACAUAUUAGGCUUUCAAGAAAGUGAUUCCUGUUGGAAAAAAAGUAUCUUUAGGUGCUUACACUCUAAUGUACAUAAUCUGUGGAUUUAAAAACCAUCUUCAAUCCUUCAGGAACUUUGAUUUAAUUUUAAAUAGAAGCCAUGUACAAACUUUGGCACUAAUGAUAAUUAAUUGGAAAUGGAACAAGAAUAACUAAUUGAGGUCCAAGCAAUGAAAUUCAAGACGACAUUUUUUCUUCCGUUCUACUCCCCCAUUUAUGAUGAUCGUAAUAUUUGGUUUCAAAUUCAAGUUCAAGAAUAUUUUUGAGAACUCUUGUAUUUUACUCAACAUGGUUACUGCAUUGGUCUAGUCAAAGUCAAGUGGCAAUAAAGAAAUGAUUAUGGGUGUUAACAUCACAUCAAAAGUAUGAUGGUCAAGCAGUUAGAAUUCAGAGGUAGUUUCCAUAUGCUGUAAUUCACAUAGUUUAUCCAUGGUUCAACUGAUAGUAUUUUCACAGAAGAAAUAUCUAGAGUCUUGUUUUUCAAUGUGGACUAAACAGUUGAUUUCUUUCUAAAGAGGAAAUACUCUUCCUACACUGUGUUAAUGCUUCUUUGAGUGAUGCACAGUGACAACACAAAUUAAAAUAUAACCUUUUAUAAUACUUUCUACCUACAAAAUAUAUUGAAAUGUUGUAAUACCCAAAAAUAACUUUUAAUGUAAUAUACAUUUAUACAAAUUGAUCAGAAGGGCAGCAGCUCCCAGGGGUUUUGCUAUUAAAAUGCAACACUAUGGAUGGUAGGCUUCAGACUUACCAGGUUUAUUUUGGUUUGCGGACACUUGCGCAUUUCAUACUAAGGCCCUGAAUUAUCUGGGGUUAUUCUUUUGAAGAGCAGAGCUCUUGCUGUGUACUCAAUUAACGGAGGCGCAGAAGGGUACAGAGAUGAUACUCAAACUUAGGAUAGGCUUUUCCAAAGCACUCAGUGUUGGCCUAGCUCUACUCCCCUUGAAGUCAUCGGUUAAAGCUUGCAUUAAUUUCAAAGGGAGAAGAGCUCGGGUAAUGCUGAGUGCUUUUGGUCACAUCAUUAAUGCCUCAGAUAGAUAUAUUAGUUUGGUUUUUUUAAUUAAAGAAUAUUACAAUUCUUGGAAAGAUGCUUCGACCAGAUAUACAAUUAAAGAAAUAUGAGUUGUUUAACCAAUUGAAAUUUGAGGACUGUCAGGCUUGAUGUUGCCCUGUUUAGUUUGACAAGAGAAUGUACUUGUCCAUUUCCUAAAUGAACACUGAAUAGGUGUCGCCACUCUCCGAAUUUCAUUUCAAUUGCAAUGCUAUGGCUAUGUGGACUUUUGUAUUCUUUCUGUUAAACUUUACCACUUAGUUCAUCCAAUCUAAAAGACUGAGAUCUGAUUUAUUUUUUCUUUUCUGUUAUUUCAAAGGAGAUUAUUAAUACAGUAUUUGUCAGCACCGCUCACUCUACUCUUGUUUUGGAAAUGCUAAAAAAUAUCUAGGGUGAAAUCAAUGGCAGUUUUGUCAUGGAGUUCAGUGGAGCUGGGAUUUCACCACUAGUCAUUUUUAAUUUAGUAUAAUGUCAUGUCGUUGAGAACUACUGUAAUUAGAAGUUCUGAAUUUAGGAAAAAAUAUUUUAAACAUUACUUUUUUUUUCAGUGUCAGUAAAAGCUGGAAAGAAUUAUUCCCCAAAUGCUAGGUUAACUUUUUAAAAAUCUGUGUGGUUUCUAAAUGAACAGAAAAAAGUCAAGAAAAUGCAAAAUGAUGGCAAGUACUAAUAGAAUAUUUAAUUUUAAUUAGAAUUAGCUGGGAAGCAUAUUAAUUUCCAACAUCAAAAGACUUCAGCAAAUGUAAAGGAAAGACUUGCCUGCAUGUUGAGUUUAUUGUAUUUGUAACUGCUUUUCAGCUGGUCUGCUUGACAUUUCAAUACAAAAAAUAAAGUGAUUUCCUGUUU